Molecule: messenger RNA, 606 nt
Organism: Coffea arabica (coffee)
Lineage: Eukaryota; Viridiplantae; Streptophyta; Magnoliopsida; Gentianales; Rubiaceae
Source: RefSeq, a predicted model, not a curated record
AUGUAUUUCUAUGGAGCUGCUCAUCGUGAUGGAGCUGGCGCGGGAGUCGUCUUUUAUACCCCUCAAGCAGACAUAUUACAGUACUCUUUUACUUUGACACAUCGGUGUUCAAAUAAUAUGGCCGAAUAUCAGGUUUUAAUUCUCGUUCUUGAAACCGCUGCAGACAUGAAGCAGUUGCACGUUAUGGUCUAUGGUGAUUCCAAAUUAGUGGUAAAUCAACUUCUGGGUAUUUAUGAUGUCAAGAAACCUGAAUUGAUCCCAUAUUAUAAGUAUGCAAGACAACUCAUAGGAUAUUUAGACAAUGUCACCAUAGAACAUACCCGGAGAAAAUUUAACCAACAAGCUGACUCUUUGGCAAGGUUGGCAUCCAUGAUCACUCUACCUUCUCAUCGAAAUCAAAUUUCAAUAUGUCAAAAUUGGAUCAUACCUCUGAUAUUCGAUGAACAAUAUAAUGGUGAAGAAGAAAAUGCGUAUCAUAUUUUUGUCCAUGAGAUUGAAAAGGAGGAUUGGCGUCAUCUCAUCAUUAAUUACCGUAAUCAUAGAAAGUUACCGGAAGAUCCCAAGAAAAGGGUUGAUAUACGUCGUCGAGCGCUACGUUUCAUUUAA